Acomys russatus (golden spiny mouse) is the source of this 16791-nucleotide messenger RNA. It is a transcript of the gene Mdn1, whose product is annotated as midasin AAA ATPase 1. NCBI's taxonomy places the organism in Eukaryota, Metazoa, Chordata, Mammalia, Rodentia, Muridae. Gene Ontology annotation, molecular function: ATP binding; ATP hydrolysis activity. The coding region runs from base 96 to 16775 and encodes 5559 amino acids. Gene Ontology annotation, biological process: rRNA processing; ribosomal large subunit assembly. The record is from RefSeq and is a predicted model, not a curated record. Gene Ontology annotation, cellular component: nucleus; preribosome, large subunit precursor. The transcript has 102 exons.
CCACGUGUGCGUCCUCUUGCCUGCUCUCGGGGGUUUCCUUCCCUCGGUCCGUACCUGGCGGUGACCCCGCGGCCUGGUGGGUGCGGCUGGAGACCAUGGAGCACCUCUCCAUGGAGCUUGUGGCCGGCCCGCUGCGGCUAAUUGCCACCAAGAACGAGAAGACCCGCGGUGAGCUGAGCAGGUUCCUGACCAAGCCGGUGUGGACACCUCAGGACCGCCAGAGCAUCCUGAAUUCCUUGGCACAGCUGCUCCUGGAUAAGGACCAUGCACUCUUGAUUGCUCACCAGUUGCGCCCUAUCCUUUUGGAUUUGCUGGAAAGAAAUUCUGAAGCCAUUAAAACUGGAGGCCAAGUCAACCACGAUCUGCACGAGCGUCUCAGUGUGUCAAUGAGCAGACUCAUCGGCAGCCAUCCUGACGUUCUUCCGUUUGCCCUGCGCUAUUUCAAGGACACCUACCCAGUGUUUCAGAGACUCUUCCUUGAGAGUUCUGAUGCUAACCCAGUGCGCUAUGGACGCAGGCGGAUGAAGCUCCGGGACCUAAUGGAAGCAGCCCAUACAUUUCUGCAGCAGAGGCAACUGGUCUUCCGGGAGCUCUGGGACUGGAGUGUGUGUGUCCCUCUCCUCAGGAGCCAUGAUGCUUUGGUGCGCUGGCACACAGCUAAUUGUCUUGCUUUGGUGACCUGCAUGGAUGAAGAGCAUAAGUUAUCCUUCCUAAGGAAGCUUUUCAGUAGUGAUGAGUUGGUGCAUUUCAGGUUGAGGUUGUUAGAAGAGGCUCAGCUGCAGGACUUGGAAAAGGCCUUGGUUUUAGCCAACCCAAAAGCCUGCCUUUGGCACAAGGGAGAGGAGCCUCAGUACAUUCAGGGACACCUGGUUUCAGCUGACCUCUCUUCCAGCGUGACAGCUGUCUGUGGUGUGGUGCUGCCCAAGCAUCCUUCUGAUCCUUCAGAACAGACAAGCGACAGGAGCUCUUCACGGGAACGAGAGCUGGCUCUUAAGUCCUUUGUGUUGGUUAAGUCUGUGUGUAAGAAUCUUCAGACCCUUGCUGUUGCAGUGGCUUCUCAGAAUGCUGUGUUGCUGGAAGGACCAAUAGGAAGCGGCAAAACUUCCUUAGUUGAACAUUUAGCUGCAAUGACAGGUAGAACGAACCCUCCUCAGCUUCUUAAAGUCCAGCUUGGAGAUCAGACAGACAGCAAGAUGCUACUGGGCAUGUAUCGCUGUACAGAUGUCCCUGGAGAGUUUGUCUGGCAACCUGGCACCCUGACACAGGCAGCCACAAAAGGUCACUGGAUCCUCCUGGAGGACAUUGACUAUGCUCCCUUAGAUGUGGUUUCCGUGCUGAUCCCUCUUCUGGAAAAUGGAGAGCUUUUGAUUCCUGGCCAAGGUGACUGCCUGAAAGUAUCUCCUACAUUUCAGUUAUUUGCAACCAGGAGGCUCUUGAGCUGCGGAGGAAGUUGGUAUCGACCUUUGAACAGUCAUGCUAGUAUGCUAGACAAAUACUGGACCCGAGUUCACCUGCAUAAUCUGGACAGGAAAGAGCUGAAUGAGGUUCUUCAGAGCAGAUACCCAAGCCUCUUGGCCGCAACUGAUCACUUACUUGAUAUUUAUAUUGAGCUUACUGGAGAAAAACAUUGUAGUCCAAGUGUUGCCUCUGAACAGGCAGCACAGGAAGUCUCAGAAGCUGAGAGAGAAAACAGAAGAGUAGUCCUCGAGGGAAGAGAGUUGUCUUUAAGGGAUCUACUGAAUUGGUGUAAUAGAGUUGCUCGUGGCUUUGACAGUACAUCUCCAUCAGCAUCGCUGCAUGUUUUUCAGGAGGCUCUGGACUGUUUCACUGCUAUGCUUUCUGAGCAGACAAAAAAACUGAAAAUGGCAGAAAUUAUUGGAAGCAAACUGAACAUUUCUAAGAAAAAGGCUGAAUUUUUCUGUAAACUUUAUAAACCAGAAGUUAUCAUUAAUGAGCUAGACGUCCAAGUAGGUCGAGUUCGGCUUUUGCGGAAACAAAGUGAAGCUCUCCGCGUACAGAAGGAGAAGUACACUUUUGCUGCAACUCGCCCAUCCUCUGUUCUUCUUGAACAGCUCGCAGUGUGUGUCAGUCAAGGGGAACCGGUGUUGUUAGUGGGAGAGACAGGAACUGGUAAAACCUCCACUGUCCAGCACUUGGCUCGUGCCACAGGUCACCAUUUGAGAGUUGUCAAUAUGAAUCAACAAAGUGACACUGCAGACUUGCUUGGAGGGUUCAAGCCAGUGGACCAUAAGCUUAUUUGGCUGCCCUUACGAGAGACAUUUGAGGAACUGUUUGUCCAGACGUUUUCAAGAAAACAAAACUUCACCUUUUUGGGACACAUUCAGACCUGCUAUAGGCAGAAACGAUGGCAUGAUCUCCUCAAAUUAAUGCAACACGUACAAAAGUCAGCUAUUACCAAGGAAGGAAAGGGGAGCCAGCCUGGGCUGCUUCUAAAGGAGAAAUGGGAAGCAUUUGGCUUUAGACUCAACCAUGCCGAGCAACAAAUGAAAAUGACUGAGAAUGCCCUAUUGUUUGCAUUUGUGGAGGGUACCUUAGCUCAGGCUAUCAAGAAAGGAGAAUGGAUCUUACUAGAUGAGAUUAACCUGGCUGCUCCUGAGACCCUGGAGUGUCUGAGUGGGUUACUUGAAGGAUCUUCUGGCUCCCUGGUUUUGCUUGAUCGAGGAGACACAGAGCCACUAGUUCGGCACCCUGAUUUUCGUUUAUUUGCAUGUAUGAAUCCAGCUACUGAUGUGGGCAAAAGAAAUCUCCCCCCAGGAAUAAGAAACAGGUUCACAGAACUUUAUGUAGAAGAAUUGGAAAGUAAAGAAGACUUACACAUCCUUAUUGUGGACUAUCUGAAAGGCCUGAGUGUGAGCAAGAGCACUGUGCAAGGGAUUGUAAACUUCUACACUGCUCUACGGAAAGAGUCUGGGACAAAGUUGGUGGAUGGAACUGGCCACAGACCUCACUACAGCCUUCGGACCCUCUGCAGAGCUCUACGGUUUGCAGCUUCCAACCCAUGUGGCAGUGUCCAGCGCUCACUUUAUGAGGGCUUUUGUCUGGGUUUCCUGACACAGGUUGACCGGGUGUCUCACCCGCUGGUUCAGAAGCUCAUCUGUCAGCACAUUAUCUCUGGCAAUGUCAAAAGUCUGCUGAAACAGCCUAUUCCAGAACCCAAAGGAGGCCGCCUUAUCCAGGUUGAAGGCUACUGGAUUUCAGUUGGCGACAAGGAGCCUACAAUAGAUGAGACAUAUGUUCUGACGUCUUCUGUUAAGCUGAACCUGAGGGAUAUAGUCCGAGUGGUCUCUGCAGGAACCUAUCCAGUGCUGAUUCAGGGAGAAACAUCAGUUGGUAAAACAAGUCUAAUACGGUGGCUGGCUGCAGCUACUGGUAACCACUGUGUGCGAAUCAACAAUCAUGAGCACACAGACAUUCAGGAGUACAUUGGUUGUUACACGUCUGAUACCUCUGGGAAGCUGGUCUUUAAUGAAGGUGUUCUUAUUGAUGCUAUGAGAAAGGGCUACUGGAUUGUCUUAGAUGAGUUGAAUUUGGCGCCUACAGAUGUGUUAGAGGCACUCAACAGACUGUUGGAUGACAACCGUGAAUUGCUCAUAACAGAAACACAGGAAGUUGUUAGGGCACACCCUCGUUUCAUGCUUUUUGCCACCCAAAAUCCCCCAGGGCUUUAUGGAGGCAGAAAGGUGCUGUCUAGGGCCUUCAGGAAUCGAUUUGUGGAAUUACACUUCGAUGAAUUGCCCAGUUCUGAGUUGGAAGCAAUCUUGCACAAGCGGUGUAGUUUACCGCCUUCUUACUGCAGUAAAUUGGUUAAAGUCAUGUUGGACCUUCAGUCCUACCGUAGACAGUCGUCGGUGUUUGCUGGAAAGCAGGGUUUUAUUGCCCUUCGAGAUCUGUUCCGAUGGGCUGAAAGAUACAGAUUGGCUGAGCAGACUGAGAAGGACUAUGAUUGGCUGCAACAUUUAGCCAAUGAUGGUUUCAUGCUUCUGGCAGGCAGAGUUAGGAAGCAGGAGGAAGCUGAUGUGAUUCAUGAAGUCCUUGAAAAACAUUUCAAGAAAAAAUUGUGUCCUCAGUCUCUUUUCUCCAAAGAAGCUGUUGUGAAGUUACUGGGCAAAUCGUCUAUCCAGACAAGUCUAUUGGAGUCUAAAUUCAGCCACAUAGUGUGGACCGAAAGCAUGCGGAGACUGGCAGUGCUGGUGGGCAGGGCACUUGAAUUUGGUGAAGCCGUGCUGCUGGUUGGAGACACUGGGUGUGGGAAAACUACUAUCUGCCAAAUGUUUGCAGCUUUGGCAAAUCAGAAACUACACUCAGUCAACUGCCACUUAAACAUGGAGACAUCAGACUUCCUGGGGGGCUUGAGGCCAGUGAGACAGAAGCCAAAUGACAAGGAAGAAGUGGACACAAGACUCUUCGAGUGGUGUGACGGACCACUGGUUCUAGCUAUGAAGGAGGACAGCUUUUUUCUGUUAGACGAGAUCUCAUUGGCUGAUGACUCUGUCCUGGAAAGACUGAACAGUGUCCUUGAAGUGGAGAAAUCUCUGGUAUUGGCUGAGAAGGGCAGCCCAGAGGAUAAGAACAACGAAGUAGAGGUCUUGACUGCCGGGAAACAAUUCCGGAUCUUAGCAACCAUGAACCCUGGGGGCGACUUUGGUAAAAAAGAGCUGUCUCCUGCUUUAAGAAACCGAUUUACAGAAAUAUGGUGCCCUCAAAGCACAAGGCGUGAAGACUUAGUUCAAAUAAUAAAUCAUAAUCUUCGUCCAGGAUUGUCUCUGGGCAGAAAGGGUCAUAAAGGAGCUGACAUAGCUGAGCUGAUGUUGGACUUCACUGACUGGCUGACCCACCAGGAGUUUGGACGAAAGUGUGUGGUCAGUAUCAGAGAUAUUCUGUCUUGGGUUAACUUCAUGAACUCAAUGGCGGAGGAAGCUGCUGUGAAAAGGCUAGAGACCAUCUCUACUGUGACGUCUUUUGUCCAUGCCGCAUGCCUGGUGUAUAUAGACGGAAUAGGUUCUGGGGUGACUUCCUCUGGGUUUGGCACAGCCCUUUUGGCUCGAGAAGAAUGUCUACAAUUCCUAAUAAAGAAACUUUCCAAGGCGGUCCGACUGACAAAAUGUCAGAAAGAUGGGUUGAAGAUUUAUGAUAGACUCAAACCCAAAGAAUUCACUGGUGUAGAUGACCUUUGGGGAGUUCACCCAUUCUUUAUACCAAGAGGACCUGUCCUGAAUGGGCACAGCACUGCUGACUACGCGCUCAGUGCAGGCACCACAGCUAUGAAUGCCCAGAGGCUCCUACGAGCUGCUAAACUGAACAAGCCCAUUCUCCUCGAGGGGUCACCUGGUGUUGGCAAGACAAGUUUGGUGGCUGCAUUAGCAAAGGCUUCAGGAAAUACUCUAGUUCGAAUCAACUUGUCAGAACAGACGGACAUAACUGAUCUGUUUGGUGCAGAUCUACCUGUUGAGGGUGGCAAAGGUGGAGAGUUUGCCUGGUGUGAUGGUCCCUUGCUGGCAGCCUUGAAAGCAGGCCACUGGGUUGUGUUGGAUGAGCUUAACCUGGCCUCUCAGUCUGUGCUGGAAGGACUCAAUGCUUGUUUUGAUCAUCGAGGAGAAAUCUAUGUACCAGAGCUAGGCAUGAGCUUUCAAGUUCAGCAUGAAAAGACCAGGAUUUUUGGUUGUCAAAAUCCCUUUAGGCAAGGAGGUGGAAGGAAGGGCUUGCCUAAGUCUUUCCUUAACAGAUUCACUCAGGUCUUUGUGGAUCCCCUUACAGUAGUUGACAUGGAAUUCAUUGCCAGUACUAUGUUCCCCGCCAUUGACAAAAAUACUGUUCAGAAAAUGGUAGCUUUCAAUAAUCAUAUUGAUCAUGAAGUGACUGUUGAGAAGAAAUGGGGGCAAAAGGGGGGCCCCUGGGAAUUCAACCUCCGAGACCUUUUCCGCUGGUGUCAGUUGAUGCUGACUGACCAGUCUCCUGGCGGUUAUGAUCCUAGUCAGCAUGUAUUUCUAGUUUAUGGUGAAAGAAUGAGAACCAAGGAAGACAAAGAAAAAGUCAUCGCUGUGUUUAAGGAUGUGUUUGCUUCCAGUUCCAAGCCAUACACGGGAACUAGACUAUUUCAUAUCACUCCCUAUGAUGUUCAGAUUGGCUACUCAGUCCUUUCUCGCAGAAGCUAUGUUCCUCAUCCGUCCCGCCGGCCCCUGUCACUCCUACACCAGUCAUUCCAGUAUCUAGAACCCAUCAUGAAGUGUGUGCAGAUGAACUGGAUGGUCAUCCUUGUGGGGCCAGCCUCUGUGGGCAAAACCAGCCUGGUCCAGCUUCUGGCACACCUUACUGGCCACACCUUAAAGAUUAUGGCUAUGAAUAGUGCAAUGGAUACUACUGAGCUUCUAGGAGGAUUUGAGCAGGUUGAUAUUAUCCGGCCUUGGAGGCGGCUACUUGAGAAGAUAGAGCGUGCUGUCAGGGUCCUGCUGAGGGAUAGUCUUCUCAUCAAUGCUGAUGAUGCCGAAGUAGUGCUGAGAGCCUGGAGCCAUUUCUUCCUGACAUACAAACCGAAAUGUCUCGGUGAAGAUGGUAGAAGUGUCACUAUGGAGAUUGUCAGCAAACUGGAAGCAGUGUUACUGCUUAUGCAGAGACUCAAUAAUAAAAUCAACUCAUACUCCAAAGCAGACUUUGCCAAGCUUGUUGAAGAUUUCCAAAGUUUCGGGGUGAAGCUUCUGCAGUCAGCCAGUGGCCGGAGUCAUGGCAGCUUUGAAUGGGUUGACAGCAUGUUAGUUCAAGCCCUGAAAUCUGGAGACUGGCUUCUGAUGGACAAUGUAAACUUCUGCAAUCCAUCAGUGCUGGAUCGUCUGAAUGCCUUGCUCGAACCUGGAGGUGUCCUCACCAUUAACGAGAGAGGAAUGGCAGAUGGAUCCGCGUCCACAGUGACACCAAAUCCCAGUUUCAGGCUUUUUCUCUCCAUGGAUCCUGUUCAUGGAGAAAUUUCUCGAGCAAUGAGGAAUCGUGGACUUGAACUCUACAUUUCAGGAGAAGAGGAUGGGAGCAUCCUAGAUAACCUGGAUUUGAAAGUUCUGCUGCACAGCCUUGGGUUGGUGGGGGACAGUGUGUGUAACAUCCUCCUGGCACUGCACACAGAGGUCCAGAGCAUUGUUAGAGGUUCUCCAAUGUCACCGGUUUCCACUCUCAGUCAGGCAGCCAUACUCAUGGUUCAGUACCUGCAGCGAGGUCUGAGUUUAGACAAAGCCUUUUUUGAAGCAUGCUGGCAAGUGUAUGUCUGCUCUCAGCAUUCAGCAUCAAACCGGAAGCUUGUGCAGGCUUUGCUGGAGCAUCACACUUCAUCUCUGCAAGCUCGGGAGACCUGGGGACGCUCCAUUCUUGCCGCAGGGCUCUGGCCAGAUUCUGUGCCUUCUGCUCUCCAUGCAACGGAAGACUCUAGCCUCUCUGUUGUCCGAAGUGACGGGCAGAUUCUGGCAUACUGCCUCAACAGGAAAAGCCUGACAACUAGCAGCUGGACGAGGAGUCAGCCUCUUACUUUGCAAGACUUAGAGAACAUAAUGCAGACUGGUAGCCCUGAGAACCUGACUUUCAGUGCAGAGAAAGUGGAUACUUCCUGGCUUGAUGAACCAGAGGUCUUAGCCAUGGCUGUUAAAUUGCUCAUAGAGAGAGCAACCAAUCAGGACUGGAUGCUCAGAGUUAAGUGGCUUUGUCAUUUAGCCAAGAACAUACCACAGGGGCUUGAGGCAGUGCAGAUUGAUCUGGAAGCCAGUGCCACUGCUCUGAGCAAUUUCUACUCAAAUUCCCUCUCAGCUGGAGUCCGUAAUGUCUGGAAAAUAUUACAGACAAAUAUAACAGAUGACUUUGUGAUCCCCCUGGACCCCCGGUGGAAUAUGCAAGCUUUGGACAUCCUUAGGAAUUCAGGAGACUUGGACCCACAAGCACACCAGUCUGAGCAGCUCUUUGCCCUCUUAGAAUCAGUUGCAAACAAGACAAUUGUCUAUCUUGACCGGGAAAAGAGGAUUUUCACUGAAGCAAAUUUGGUGUCUGUUGGUGGUAAAAAGUUAAGAAACAGUGUUUUGAGAAUGUCUUUUGAGUUCCAUAAAGAUCCAGAGAGCUGUCACAGCCUGCCCCAUGAAAUUGUGGCCAAUCUUGCUGCUUUUUUUGAAUUUAUUGAUGCACUAAUCCUGCUCUGGGUACAGUCUCCCCAAGGGGUGCUUCCUGAUGCCCACAUCAAUAAGCUCUUAGGUUCUGUGCAAUGGCGGGACCGGUUUUGGACUGUGGCUGACACAGUGACAGUAGACGCCCCCGGUCUGGCUUUGCUUGCCCUCCACUGGCACUGGGUUUCAAAAUAUUUGAUCCAUCAGAUCCCCCAACUCCUGGUGAAUCAUGAAGACAAAUAUUAUAACGAGGUGCAGACCGUCUCCAGGCACAUCCACUGUUGUCUGGGCAGCCCAGCUGGCAGCUUCACUGGUGUAAAGAAGCUGCAGGCGUUCCUGGGACGACCGUUCCCUUUUAAGGACAAGCUGGUGGUCGACUGCUUUUCACAGCUGCAAACCCUCAACAGAGCCCUUGCUAUCAGAGAACAGCUGCCUGUCUUUGGGGAAUGUGGGUGGCAAGAAGACAUUAACCGUCUCCAAGUGGUUGCGUCUGAAUGGAAUUUGAAGAAAAGUCUACUACAGGCCUGGGGAUUGGUCCUCAGGGCUAACAUCCUGGAAGGUGUCAAUAUAGAUGAAUUGAAGAAUCUUGUGAAUGAUCAGUGUUUGGAACUAAAAACCAGAGGACUUUCCUGUGGCUUCCUGGAAAAAGCGCGUGAAGCAUCUUCCCCUCCCCAGCCAGACGUGGGCUCUCUAGUCCGCCUUAGCGGGCGUGUCCAGCUGUGGCCUGCGGCAGAGUACCUGGCUGUGCUGUGGCAGCACAGAGUGACGGCUGACUUUGUAACGCAGGCUUGUCUGAGAAGGUCAAGCAAGCAUCACCAGAUGGAUGAGGAGAUAAGUCAUCAUAUCACAUUUUGUCUUAAGUACACACCGAUUGCACCUCAAAAGCUUUGGAACUUUUGGUCUUUGCUGCAUAUUCAGAAGCUGUCUGCUGAAGAGGUUUCUUGUUUGUGGUCUGAGUUAUUUAACUCCACCUUUGGGUCUUCCUGGAGCAGUACGGUUACCACAAACCCAGAGCACUGGCUGACAUGGAACCCUCUGCCCAACACGCAGCAGCAGGAAAUGCCUAAGUCCCGUUUGGACUCCACACUAAAGGGUCCUGGCAGCCUCUGCAGAGCUGUGUUCUCCAAGUGCUGCUUCGGCAUGCUGACAAACAGCAGCAGAGCAAGCCACUGGGAUGUGAAUGGCCUGCCCCUCCUGUCUUCCUCACACGUCACCCUGGGAGAGUGGGUUGAGCGAGCCAAGCAGCUCCAGGACAUCAGCUCAUUGCUGUGGACCAAUAUGGCUGUGCCUUCAGUUGCUGAGUUCAGACGCACUGAUUCUCGGCUCCAGGGGCUGGUCCUGUGCCGGCACCUGCUAGGCCUCACGGAGCUGCUUUCGGGGUCCCAGCAGCAGCAGUACAUGCAGAACUGUGAACAUCUGCUGCUUGGGGACAGCCAGGCCUUUCAACAUGUGGAGCAGACUCUCGGGGACAUUGGUGGUCAGGAAGCACUUCCCAAAGAACUACUCUGCCUCUUGCUCACCUCCCUGCACUACUUUAUUGGUGAAGGGGAGAGCAAACAGAACCUUCCUGAACCAGCCCGGCGUGGGAGGCUCUGGGUGAGCCUUGGCUUGCUCCAGAUUCAGACUUGGCUUCCUCGGGUGCGCUUCGACCCUGCAUUGAAGAAGGCAUAUAAGCUCAAAUAUGCCCAAGAAGAGUUACGCCAGCUGCAGUGUGAGUGGAAGACCCGGAACCUGUCGUCCCACCUACAAACUGGCAGAGACCUAGCAGACGAAGGAGUUACCAGCUACUCUCACCCACACAUCAGGUUGCUUUCCCAGAGGAUCAGUCAGCUGGAGAAUAUAGUCCACAGCCUGUCAAAGAAACAGGCCUUCAGACCCCACCAGCCCAGUUAUGAGUCCUUAGUGCAAGAGAUCCAGCACUAUGUCACCAGCAUCGCCAAAGCCGCUGCUGUUCAGGACCUGCUCAUGCGGCUUCUUCAGGCCCUCAACACAGACGGACCAAAGUCUGCUCAAGUGCUCCAGAACCUUCUAAAGGAGGAGGCUUCUUGGCAGCAGUCACAUCAUCAGUUUAGGAAACGACUGGUAGAAGAGUAUGCCUUGUAUCCAGACACUGUUACUCCAUUACAGGCAUCCAUCUUGCAGCUGCAGCAUGGCAUGAGGCUUGUGGCGUCCGAAGUCCAUGCCUCCCUCCACAGCAGUGUGGUCUGCGCAGAAAAUCUGGGCGUGCUCUCCAUGGCUGUGCUAGCUUUCCCAUCUGUGGGCCCCAGCUUCCCUACCUACUAUGCUCAUGCAGAUGCUCUGUGCUCAGUGGACUCAGUGGGAGCUCUGAGAGGUCUUGGGAAACUGAAGAUCAAGCGUUGGGCAGGAAGGGAAGGAGAAGGCAAGAGCCAGCAGCCUUACCCUACCUGGGAACAGUUACUGAUGAAUGCUCUCCUUUACCUGCGCUCCCAUGUGCUGUGCAAAGGGGAGCUAGACCAGAAAGCCCUGCUGCUCUUCAGACAUCUGUGCCAAGAGAUCAUCAAUGAGUGGGAUAAACAGGAGCACAUCGCCCAAGAGAAGGCAGAGCAAGAGAGCAGCCUGUACAGAUAUCGGACCAGGAGCUGCAGGGCAGCCCUGAGUGAGGAGGAGGAGGAAGAACUGGAGCUCAGGAAGCUGUUCCCACUGCAUGACCAGGACUUUGCAGAUAUUUUGGUGGAACCAACACUAGAGGAGCAAAAAGGAGCUUCGGAUGGGCAGAAAGAGGAGGCAGCCACAGACCCAGCUCUCCUGUCCCAGAGUUCAAUGCAGGCAGUGAUGUUGAUACACCAGGAGCUAUGCCUCAGCUUUGCACGGUCCCUUUGGUACCAGCAGACAGUGGCACCACAUGAAGCAAAGCACUACCUCAGCCUCUUUCUGUCUUGCUAUCAGACUGGAGCAUCGCUGCUGACACACUUCUACCCUGUGAUGAGAGUUGAGCUGAAUGACCAGCUCUUAGGAAGUCACCUAUUGGCCUGCACUCUCUCCUAUAACACUCUCUGUGGGGAGGCCACCUCAGACCUGAUGAUGAAGCCUGAGGGGCCCUAUGAUUUCUACCAGCACCCCAAUGUGGCAGAAGCACGGGAGUGCCAGCCUGUGCUUCAAGGCUUUUCAGAAGCUGUCAAUGAGUUGCUGCAGGACUGGCCAGAGCACCCCGUUCUUCAACAGCUGCUGAUUGUAAUGGACAGAAUUCGUGGUUUCCCGCUUUCCAGUCCCAUCUCAAAGCUCCUGAAUGGCUUAGAGAUCCUUCUGUCAAAGGCACAAGAUUGGGAGGAGAAUGCAAGUCGAACAUUGUCUCUCCGGAAACAUCUUGAUCUAGUCAGUCAGAUGAUCAUUCGAUGGCGUAAGCUGGAGCUGAACUGCUGGUCAGUGAGUUUGGAUAACACCAUGAGACGCCACACUGAGAAGUCCACCAAGCAUUGGUUCUCCAUCUACCAGAUGCUGGAGAAGCACAUGCAGGAGCGCACCGAGCAGCAGGAAGAUGACAAGCAGAUGACCCUGAUGUUGCUGGUCAGCACGUUACAAGCAUUCAUUGAAGGGUCUUCGUUGGGAGAGUUCCGUGUACGACUUCAGAUGUUACUGGUUUUCCAUUGCCAUGUCUUACUGAUGCCUCAAGUUGAAGGAAAAGAUUCGCUUUGCAGUGUUCUAUGGAAUUUGUACCAUUUUUACAACCAGUUUCUUGAGCCGGUUCAAGCUAAAAUUGUGGAACUUCGCUCCCCCAUAGAAAAAGAACUUAAAGAAUUUGUGAAGAUAUCAAAGUGGAAUGAUGUCAGCUUCUGGUCCAUUAAACAAUCUGUGGAAAAGACACAUAGGACCCUCUUCAAAUUCAUGAAGAAAUUUGAAGCUGUGCUGAAUGAACCGUGUCGGUCCUGUCUGGUGGAGAGCAACAAGGAAGAGCAGCUUGACUGUUUGCCAAAGCCAGCAGAGGAAGCUGUGCUUGAGACAUUGCCCAUUCAGGGUCUGAACAAGGCGCUGAGGGAGACCCUGUUAGCACAGCCAACAACAUGGCAGGCUUCAGGUAUAGAGCAAUGCCAGAGUGUUGGUGCUGUAUCUGUGGAAGGAGAACUUCUGCGUCGCUUGCCAAGACUCUCAAAACGAAUGAGGAAAAUGUGCCUGGUAUUUAUGAAGGAGAGUCCCCUACCUCACCUAGUGGAAAGCCUUGACCAGUUCACUGGUGAAGUGAUUUCCUCUCUAAGUGAGCUGCAGAGCUUAAAGGUGGAUCCCUCUGCUGAGAAAGAAAAGCAGCACUCAGAAGCCAAGCACAUUCUCAUGCAGAAGCAGCGAGCCUUAUCAGACCUCUUUAAAUACCUUGCAAGAAUUGGUCUGUCAUAUCGAAAAGGUCUUGCCUGGGCCCGUUCAAAAAGUCCUCAAGAGUUGCUUCACCUUCACCCAUUAGAUCUCCAGAGUGCAUUGUCCUUAGUCAGCAGCACUCGGGAGGCUGAUUCUAGGCUUCUCACAGAAAUUUCAUCUUUGUGGAAUGGGUGCCAGAAGUAUUUUUAUCGCUCCCUUGCACGGCACACCAGGCUUACUGCAGCCCUAGCAGCUCCUGUCAAGGAGAUGGGCAUGGGUAAUGUGGACAGAUGUAAGGGAUUCUCAGCACACUUGAUGAAGCUGCUCAUCCGACAGCGUCGCUCCCUGACCACACUGACUGAGCAGUGGAUCAUCCUCAGAAACCUUCUCAGCUGUGUACAAGAGAUUCACAGCAGGUUGGCAGGGCCCCCUGUCUAUCCUGUGGCCUUCCCCCCUCAGGACAGUGUGCAGCAGUGGACAGAACGACUGCAGCACCUGGCCAUGCAGAGCCAGGUCCUGCUGGAGCAGAUCUCCUGGCUCUUCCAGUGCUGUCCCAGCGCAGGGCCAGCUGCCAGCCACGGUGAUUCUGCAGUGUCUGGAGCAGUGCCAGACUCACUUCCCUCUGAUCUGAGCUGCCCGUCCCCAGUACCUACAAGUCAGCUGCCAUCUGGUUGCCAGAUGCGGAGACAAGAUCAGCUCUGGCAACAGGCAACUGUAGGGUUGAAGGAGAUGCUGAAAACCAUUAAAACUAUGAAAGCUGGUGUUGAUAAAAUUAGACAGCAGUCUUGUGAAACCCUCUUUCAUACAUGGGAAGAUUUUGAAAUUUGCUCUUCUGGGCUGAACUGCCUGUCCCAAGUGUCAGCUCAUUUGCAAGGCCUAGCGUCCUUGUUCAUUCUUCCAGGGGCACAGGCUGAACAAACAGACACACAAAUGGCAUUAGUUGAAAGCCUGGAAUAUCUAAGAGGAGAAAUCAGUAAAGCCACAGAAGACUUCACUGCCUGGAAAGCAUGUCUGUUCAUUCCACACAAGCAAGGAGGAAACCAGAUGCUGGAGGAAAGCUUUGUUGAAGACUUUUCAGAGCAAAUAGAAACUGCCAUCCGGGCCAUCCUCUGCACCAUCCAGAACUUGGCAGAAAGAAACAGUAAGAAAGCAGAAGACAGCGCUGCUGAAAAGAGACCACAAGGAGAGGAUGGAAUGAAGGAAGAGGCAAGCUUUGAAAGUCUGCAACCAGGACAUCUAACAAAACUCUUAGAGGAUGACUUCUGGGCCAGUGUGAGCACUUUACACGUCCAGAAAAUCAUUUCCUCCGUCUCUGAGCUGUUGGAGCGGUUGAAGUCCUGCAAUGAGGAUGGCAACACGACCAAGCACAAGGUCUUCAGCCAGUCCUGCUGCAUGCUAGUGCGCCUGGUGCCCAUGCUCUGCGGCUUCUCAGACCUUGUGCUCUUCUUCCUGACCACGUCUCUGGCAACUCACCGGAGCACCGCAAAGCUGCUCUCUGUGCUUGCCCAGACCUUCACAGAACUCGCCCAGAAGGGGUUUUGCUUACCCAAAGAAUUGGUGGAAGAUUCAGCAGCAGAGGGAGCGACGCAGUUCCAUGACUACGAGGGCGGUGGGAUUGGAGAUGGCGAAGGCAUGAAGGAUGUGAGUGACCAGAUAGAAAACGAGGAACAGGUAGAAGAUACAUUUCAGAAGGGUCAAGAGAAGGAGGAGGAGGACCUUAGCUCAAAACCUGAUACAAAAGGCGAGGAUAACGCCAUCGAGAUGUCAGAAGACUUUGACGGGAAAAUGCAUGAUGGCGAGCUUGAACAAGAAGAUGAUGAGCAAUCUAGUAGUGAGGAUGGAGACCUGGACAAACAGAUGGGCAAUCUCAAUGGGGAGGAAGCUGACAAACUAGAUGAGAGGCUUUGGGGAGAUGAUGAGGAAGAAGAUGAGGAAGAUGAUGGUAAAGCUGAAGAAACAGGACCAGGAAUGGAUGAGGAAGAUUCAGAGCUUGCUGCUAAAGAUGACAACUUGGAUGCUGGGAAUAUGAACAAAAAUAAAAAACAUGAAGAUGAGAAGGAAGAGUCAGAAGCUGAAGAUGUUGAACCAGGCCAAGAAAAAAUUAAUGAGCAGAUUGACGAGAGGGAAUAUGAUGAGAAUGAGGUAGACCCUUAUCAUGGCAAUGAGGAAAAGCUGCCAGAACCUGAGGCCCUGGACCUUCCAGAUGACUUGAAACUUGACAGUGAGGACAGAAAUAGCGGAGAGGACACAGACAAUGAAGAAGCAGAAGAGAAUCCUUUGGAGAUCAAAGGAAAAACAGAAGCUAUGGAAGAAGCAGACCGUGAGAUUGAGGAGCCUGAGGCUGAUCAGAAUGAAGGUGACAGCCCACAUGAGCCUGAGGAAGGCACCGGAGACAACGAGGAGAAUAUGGAUACAGGAGCCAAUGACCAAGACAAAGACACAGCCAGCCAUGCAGAAGAGCACUCUGAGGAAGAGGAGGAGGAGGAAGAAGAGGACAGGGCCACCAGUGAUGGAGGUGGAGAAAGUGGUACCAUUCCUGCUGACCAAGACCUCCAGCCCCAGGAGGAAGAGGAAGGAGAGACGUCCGAUGCAGGCGAGCAAGAGCCGGAGGCCACAGAGAGAAAGGAGCAUGCCUCCUGUGGGCAGACUGGUGUGGACAAUGUGCAGAGCACACAGGCGGUGGAACUAGCUGGGGCUGCCCCGGAGAAGGAGCAGGGGAAAGAGGAACAUGGGAGUGGAGCUGCGGAUGCGAACCAGGCAGAAGGCCACGAAUCCAACUUGAUUGCACGUUUGGCCUCCCAGCAACACACCAACAAAAAAACACAGAGUUUUAAGAGAAAACCUGGACAGGCUGACAACGAACGCUCCAUAGGUGACCACAAUGAUCAUGUGCAUAAGAGGCUGAGGACUGUGGAUACAGACAGAAAGACUGAAGAGGGGCCAGCCCAGCCCCAGGCUCAGGUGGAAGAUGCAGACACAUUUGAACAUAUUAAACAAGGCAGCGAUGCAUACGACGCACAAACCUAUGAUGUGGCCAGUAAUGAGCAGCAGCAGACCGCAAAGGAUGCCGGGCAGGGUCAGGAGGAGGAGAAAGCAGAAGACAUCCUCAUGGAGACAGAGGAGGAGCUGCUUCGGCCAGAGCACACUGAGCAGCUGACGCCUGAGGCCGUCAAGUCAGAGACUGCUACAGCCUCUGGCGCUAGUGAGAUGGAAGUGGACACUCAAACAGUUAAAACAAAAGAAGACCAAGACCCGAGAACACCACGCCCAGAGACAGAGAGUGAGAGACCAGAAAGAAGCCGAGAUUCAACUAUUCAUACGCUUCGUCAGUUCCUUGUGGAUACCAUUUCCCAACCCCUUUUAAAAGAUGUCAUUGAGCUACGACAGGAGAUGGAGAGACAGCUGGAGACAUGGCAGGCUCACGACUGUGGGAGUGCAGAGGAGGAGAAGGCUGCAGCUGAGAUGUGGCAGAAUUACCUCGUCCUAACUGCAUCUCUUUCACAACAGCUGUGUGAGCAGCUUCGUCUCCUAUUAGAACCUACACAGGCAGCCAAGCUGAGAGGAGACUACCGCACCGGGAAGCGGCUGAACAUGCGGAAGGUCAUUCCAUACAUUGCCAGUCAGUUUCGAAAAGACAGGAUCUGGCUUCGAAGAACCAAGCCCAGCAAACGGCAGUAUCAGAUUUGUCUGGCGAUUGACGACUCUUCCAGCAUGGUAGACAACCAUACCAAACAGCUUGCAUUUGAGUCACUGGCUGUGAUUGGUAAUGCUUUAGCCCUCCUGGAAGUGGGUCAGAUCGCAGUGUGCAGCUUUGGAGAGUCAGUAAAGCUAUUGCAUCCAUUCCACGAGCAGUUUAAUGAUUCUUCAGGGUCUCAGAUUUUACGGCUCUGCAAAUUCCAGCAAAGGAAGACUAAGAUCGCUCAGUUUCUAGAAUCUGUGGCCAAAAUGUUUGUAGCUGCACAGAAGCUAUCCCAGAACGUCAAUCCAGAGACUGCGCAGCUACUCCUCAUAGUUUCUGAUGGACGAGGCCUUUUCCUCGAAGGCAAAGACAGGGUCCUGGCAGCAGUCCAGGCUGCCCAGAAUGCCAACAUCUUCGUCAUUUUUGUUGUGUUGGAUAAUCCCAGUUCUCGGGAUUCUAUCUUGGACAUUAAAGUACCAAUAUUUAAAGGGCCGGGAGAGAUGCCCGAGAUCCGAUCCUACAUGGAGGAGUUCCCGUUCCCGUUUUACACCAUUCUUCGGGAUGUGAAUGCACUUCCAGAGACCCUCAGCGAUGCCCUCAGGCAGUGGUUUGAGCUGGUGACAGCCUCUGACCACUCAUAGAGCAGAGCAGGCUGUG